UGUAACUGUAAUCGGAGACACACCAACCAUGGCCGACACUAUCUGCAGAACACUUCGCGACGGAGGUUUAGAAGGAGAACACGCGCCUGCUCUCACUAUCAAGGACUCCAUAGCUUCACCCUUCGGUCUUGAUGUCUUCACACACGUGCUCACUCAGCUCUCCAACUAUAUUUUGGCGGGAAAAUCUCAGUCACGAGGUCUCGUGAUUGUUGCCUUUUGUCGGAGUCCGUCGUUUUACGUGGAUUUGUUGAAGAGAAGAGGAAUUGACGUCACUUCAGCUAAUAAAUGGAUUCAGAUAUUGGAUUGUUAUACGGAUCCGCUUGGUUGGAAAGUUCGGUUAAAUAUUGAGGAUCUUUCCUGGGAAGCUUCAGCUUUGUCUACUUUUUGUAAGGAUGUGAGAGAUUUAGAUAAGUUGUACUCUUCAAUUAUUAAAUUGGGUCAAGGAUUGGUUGGACAAGGGAAAGGUCGUUUCUUUGUUGCCAUUGACUUGGUAAGUGAAAUGUUAAGACUUGCAUCUAUAACAUCAGUUGCAGGCCUUCUAAGCAACCUUCGUAGCCAUGAUCAAGUUUCUAGUAUCUUUUGGUUGUUACAUUCAGAUCUUCAUGAAGCCAGGGUCACCGCUGUUCUUGAAUAUUUAUCCUCAAUUGUUGCCAGCCUGGAACCAUUUACAAGAUCUACAAUUGCACAAAGAGGUGAUUUAGAGAAUCUCUCUUUGCUUGAGCAGAACUUUAGGAAAGGAAAGUUUAAUGUUCGGUUCAAGCGAAGGAACGGGCGUGUUCGAGUUAUGUGUGAAGAAUUACUUGUGGAGCUGUCAGGCAUCAACUUUACGUCUGUUUCGUUGUCUGAAGAUGAAAUAAUUAAUCAACGCCUUUUGCCAAAGGUGCAGUUCAAUCUUGAGCUAUCAGAGAAGGAGCGAACUGAAAGGGCCAAGGUUGUGCUUCCAUUUGAGCACCAAGGAAAUGGUGAACCAAUACAAAUUUAUGAUGGUCGAAGGUCUCUCAAUGAGGAGACACUUGUUUCAACUCAGAGUUUGCAGACAGAUGAGAGCUCUGACAAGGGUCAGAUAAUAUAUUUUCGGGAUUCAGAUGAUGAGAUGCCAGAUUCAGAUGAGGACCCAGAUGAUGAUUUGGAUAUAUAAAAAUGUUUGCCUCGAUCGCUUUUGUGGAUUAAUACCAAAGUUCCCAACUUGCACAACGGAAAGAGAGUUCGCCCACUGGAUUGCAGUCCUCGCAAGUUUUGCAUAAUUCAGAAAUGUAAGGCUCCUUCAUUUGUGAUUAUGCACUUCUUUUUUCUGCCUAUUGAAUAAAAAUAAUAUGAAUUAGGUGCGGUAGUUGAGUCGGCUCUUCCAUUAGAAGCAGCAUCAUUUUAAAAUUUGAGCAGUUUUACACUGGGAAGAUGUCAUGAAGAGUGUCAUUUUGAUUAUCUUUUGAUUGUCUUUCUCGCUCAGCCGUAUCUGUUGGGAAGACAAGUUAGGGACUUGAUUUCUUUGUUAAGAGUAGAGAGUUGGAGAAUUUCCAGAACUUCACCUGAACUUCAAAAAUUACCAGUUGGCCGAAGUGCUGAGCUGUAAAGUGGAAUUACAAAUCCAAAAAGUUGAAGGAUAUGUAUGUGGAAAUUUAUUGAAUGUAUUUUUUUUUUUUUUU
Molecule: messenger RNA, 1643 nt
Organism: Pistacia vera
Lineage: Eukaryota; Viridiplantae; Streptophyta; Magnoliopsida; Sapindales; Anacardiaceae
Product: elongator complex protein 5
Exons: 10
Coding region: 29-1138 (369 amino acids)
Biological process (GO): tRNA wobble uridine modification
Cellular component (GO): cytosol; elongator holoenzyme complex; nucleus
Molecular function (GO): tRNA binding
Source: RefSeq, a predicted model, not a curated record